Brassica rapa (field mustard) is the source of this 4602-nucleotide messenger RNA. RefSeq names its product zinc finger protein ZAT11. The record is from RefSeq and is a predicted model, not a curated record. NCBI's taxonomy places the organism in Eukaryota, Viridiplantae, Streptophyta, Magnoliopsida, Brassicales, Brassicaceae. Gene Ontology annotation, biological process: response to stress; response to chitin.
AAUACGACCAAGGACAAUAUAAUUUAGAUAGCCUAACGCAGUAACAAUAGUUAUAUCUUAUUACUCACAACCAUGAAAUAAAACAUAUGCGGGAAGCCUAUUUAUUUCAGUGGUUUGACUAAUGACUUAUUAAUAGUUAUGUAUCAAGCAAUCUAGUUUCGAGUCCUAUAGAAAGCGAAUUUGGAUUCAUCUUAUUUUCUCUUUUCACCAAACUCAGACGUUAGGACCGCAGCUGGAGAGGUCUAUGCACACCACAUAUUUGGAUUCAACUUAGAGAAAGAAGCAUCUGAACUAUAUAGAAGUUGUUAGCUGUUAUUGAAAGAAUCAUCUGUGCAUGUAUUAUUACCUGUUGACCAUAUCAUCUUCGUGCUAGUUGUUGUGCACUUGUCCGUGACAGGAUGCACAAACAGAGUUGCCGCACAACAUUUGCUGUCCAUAAGCUCUUUUAUGAUUUGCCUAUUCACUUUGCAAUUAGGGAGAGUUAUGCAUAUCUAGUCUCUGACAUUGAUUCUUUUAUUUUUUGAGCAUCGAGAUUGUGUGAAAAAAAUGAGACCCAAAGGAUAAAUCAACAAUUUCGUCAUUAGUGACGUACUCAAUAUUUAAAAUACAGAAGCCUUUAAAAUAAUAUUUAUAAUACAGAGAGGAUGGUCUUUUUUCGAGAGAGAGGGAGGAUGUUCUUGACUAUCUCCAAAAGCCCUUAUCAUCUAGAUGGACUAUGUAUUAAUAAUACAUUGUAUUAUUUGUAUUUGUAUUCUAUGGCUUUAAGUUGGUCUCCAGUCUCCAGUGCAUGUGUUUAACAAAGUCAAUUAAAUAAAAUGAAUUUUCUCUUCAUAGUUAUGAUUGUAUUUGACUUUGAUUCUGAUAAAAGGAACUUUUAAGAUUAAUUGUUUUUGCCGUCUGUAUAUUUGGCUAUGAUCAAACUUUUUCCCCAUUGGAUGACAGUUUUUUUUUCUUUAACCAUUGUAUGUUAUAUGGGUUAUACGUGACGGCUGUUACUUUCCAAUGAUUAACGAAAUUAGGUUAUAAUUUAUAGUAUAUAAGAUGGUUAGGUGAUAUUAAAUUAAAUGACGGUGGCAAGCAAGUCAAUGAGAAACCAAGCUGCUGGAUCUAUACUGUGUUGUAUACAUUUGUUGACUAUGCUUCUUUUUAGUUUGAUUAACAUUUUUGUUUAGCAAUAGAAGUUUCGGAGAUGCAAGAAACUUAGUGGUGUGCAAUACAUGAAAAGACAAUAUUCCCCUUUUUAGUCAAACCCAUGUGGGUAUCCUUUGCGUUCGGUGGUGGAAGGGCGAAAUUGAAAAUGUCAAUUUUUGUCCCAAGUCAAACAAUCAGUGCUACUUGUUGUUAGAAUAUUAGUUUAGGCGACUUGUUUUGUUCAAACUACAAGAAAUUCAAACCUUGAGGUAAUGCUCUUAUAAAUAUACAUUACUCCUAUGUUAUCAACUUUCAUAACAAACUCUCUCAAUUCAUUGUGUGAACAAAGAAAACUAUAUCCUUAAUUUACUUUGCUUUCUUGUUUCUCAAAAUCUUACCAAAAAAAAAAGGAAAAGAUAAUAUGAUGAAGAGAGAACGAUCUGAGUUCGAAGAGUCCAUCAAGAAUCUAGACAUUUCUAAAUGUCUAAUGAUACUCUCUCAAACCUCCUCCAUGGUCAAACAGAUUGGUGUGAAUCAAUAUACCGAGACCAAUACAAGUAACCGGUUCGAAUGCAAAACGUGUAACAAGAGAUUCUCUUCGUUUCAAGCCCUUGGUGGCCACCGGGCUAGCCAUAAGAAGCCAAAGCUGACCGUUGACCAAAAGGUGGUGAAACAAUAUCUUACCAAAGACGGAACUCAAGCCCAUGAAUGUACAAUAUGCGGUCAGAGUUUUGGGACCGGACAGGCUUUAGGCGGUCACAUGAGACGGCAUAGGUCAAGCAUGACGGUGGAGCCAUCGGAGCUCAUCUCUCCUGUGAUUCAUAACAUGCCGGUUCUGAAACGAUGUAGUAGUAGCAAGAGGGUUUUGUCUUUGGAUUUGAAUUUAACUCCCUUAGAGAAUGAUCUUGAAAUUCUUUUUGGGAAGACGUUUUUCCCCAACAUAGAUAUGAAGUUUGUUGUUUAGUUUUUUCUUUGUUCUGUUCAUCAAUCAUUUAGGUUAUUGAAAUUCUUUUGUACUGUUAUUCUUCCAUUCUUUUAAUUAAAUUAUUUCAAACGUUAUGUUCAUUGUUGGUUGUCAUGUAUGAGAGAAAAAGUUAUCUGAAUAAUUUCCAUUCAAACAACGAGUAUAACAUGAUCAUUACUGGGCCAAAAGUUGGGCUCAACUCUGCCCAAUACCUCAACAACUGUCCACUCAAAUCAUGAUGACAAAAUAUUGAUUUGUCCCUCACUCCACAAAUUUGCUUACAUGUUACUAAUGAAAUUCGCUUGUUUUAGGUUAAACCUUUCUUUCUGAAGAGUAUUCCUCGUAUUACUAUACUUACAGGUCUUUCAUAACCAAAAAUGCAUAAUCUUAUAAAACUUCAUAUUUUCUAAACCAUCAUACAUCUCUCUCUACAAACCACACAAUAAUGAAACCAUGUUACAAAAAACAUAAAGUAUACAUAUAAACGAUCAGUUAUACUACUAGUACUGUUAGAUUAUAUCGGAUCACCACCAAACUGAACUGGAUUAGACAGUCCUGCGUAUAGAUACUAGUCAAAAUCCAACGAUUGAUAUUCGACACAUCUCACAGAGAUUAUUAGUUGUUUUGCUGCAAGUUUACUAAGGUUUAUCAAAUUCUAAUAUCAUUUUAUUAGUUUCAAAUCUAUUUCAAUAUAUAUGUGUGUGUCCGUGUCUUCUUUUAAGGGAUUGAAUUGGCAAAGGUCAGACUAAGUAAACUGUGAAAAUUUUACCCAAAAAAAAGUAAACUGUGAAAAUGGACAAACUCAAGCAUAGUCCAAGUGAACUUUCCAAAUCCACACAAAGGAUCUACAUUUCUUAAUUUCUAAGGACUGGACCUGGUUUGGUUUACCAUCAAAAUGAAGAAUUUUGGUUUUGUCGUCUUCUUUUCUAAUAUUUAUUUACAUGUUGUUAAUAAACAAAUAUCAACUCGCCCCUAAUUAUAUAAGUAGAAUGAUAGUAUUCAAAACAUUACAAUAAUAGUACUCUAGUACCCAAGAAUCAAUAGAACUGUAAUAUAGUAGACUCUGUCUCCAAGCUUAAGUUUGCGUAUUGAAGAAAGUAAGCGGUAUUCUACUUUAGCGUACACAACUAAUUGUCUAUUUUAGUGAUCAUUAUAUAUAAAAAGUUAUUACCAAAAAAAAAAGUGAUCAUUAUUAUAACUUUAACAUUUUUACCAAAAAAAAAAAAGUUAUUAUAACAUGUGAUAUCCACCACUUCUCAUCAACCACUAUCUUCACAUGGUCCACAUCUAUAGUUUACAAAACAUAUUCAUGCGAACGAGUACAAUAUAUAAAAGACAAACAUAUAUGUAAUAUAUGCAUGCGCGUCUUUAACCAUGAACAUUACUUUUAUAAAAUUGUAGAACAUUCGAUGUAUCGAGUUUUGAUUCUGAAAAUUUGGAGACUGACUUUUAGCAAAAAUAAAAUAAAAUUGGAGACUGUAUAUGAACGUCUAUAUGUUGCAUGGGACCCACAGGUUCAGCAUAUGUACGUCGAUGUGGAUCCAUGCAUUAACGUGGGCAUUGAGUUCCUUUUCAAAUAAAUUAGAACGAGCUUAGGAAUAAUUGGGAAUAUUUCAUAUAUUAGCAUCAUAUAUUUAUUUAAUAUAUUACUAAUACAUUAGUAUAAUAUAUGAAAUAUUUACCCUGGGGGGACAUAUAAUUCCUAGAUUAUUUGACUGCGGAUUAAAUUCAUGAUGCUAAUAUAUGAAAUAUUUUUUGAGAAAAUUAUAUAUGAAAUAUUUACAAUCAUAUUAGAUAGUUAAACCAAGUACAACAUAGCCAAACAUGGAUUCAUCGUCCAUGCAGCAUAUAAUUAGUGAGAUAACACACUUGUUUUCUCAGUAUCGUAUGCAUAAUGCAUUAUUUGGGAAGAGCAUAUUCUCCACGCUAAUCUAUCAAAUGCUCGUUAUUGCUCAACCCUAUUGGAUGUUAAUGGGGGCAGUUUUGCGUGACCACUAAAAUUUACAAUUUAAAAAAAAUCAUAAACUAGUUAGAAGAAAACAGAAAUAUAUGAUGCAUGAAAAUUACAUUAACGUGAUUAUAUAUAUAUGGGCAAACACAUUCAACGUUGUGUAUAUCAACACGUAUUAGUAUCAACUAGUACACGGAAUAUCUCUUUUGUUUGAGCCAAUCAUUGGUUAGACAUUCAAUUAAUUGGCUUACCCAAAUAAAAUAUAUGUUUUGACUGUAUUCUUCUGUAAUUUGGGUCGGUGGUGGUGCUUUCCAACAUUUUAGGACACUAGCAUAGACGGAAAUUAAUCCCAAGUUCCCAACGAACCCGAUGGUCCAAGUUCGAUUAAUUGUCUCCAUUAAGUAGCGAUCGUAAGAAAUAUUAUUUAAUUUUAUUGGUAUAAAUGGGAUGUUGAGUCAUCAAAAGAGUUAAACUAAUGAGAUCAAUGUCAUGUUCUUAAUUAUAAUACCAAAAUAUAAUAUGAUUAGUAUCAAUAUAGACUGUAGUGCUCAAUUAU